Molecule: messenger RNA, 1683 nt
Organism: Setaria italica (foxtail millet)
Lineage: Eukaryota; Viridiplantae; Streptophyta; Magnoliopsida; Poales; Poaceae
Product: zinc finger CCCH domain-containing protein 56
Exons: 3
Coding region: 290-1384 (364 amino acids)
Molecular function (GO): metal ion binding; mRNA binding
Source: RefSeq, a predicted model, not a curated record
UCACUCUCAUCGUCGUCGGUUAGCUGCAUCGACCGUCGUGGUUCAGCGGGUGGCGCGGGCGGCGACGGCGUAGGCAGGCGAUAGGGUGGGCGGCGACCCGGCCGGCGAGCCGUUUGCGCACACCCUAUCGCAAGGGCGCGUCGACCGUCGAGGCACCGGGCUUCGUGGGGAUCGAUUGAUUGGUCCCCCUUUCGCUGCUCUUCUUCUCCGUCCUCUCCGGCGGGCGCGCGCGAGAUCGAAGGGUAGGGUUUGGGCCCCAAAGUUGGGGACAGCGGCAGCAGCUGCAGCGAUGGACUACACCAACGCCAUCCACAUCAUCCCGGACGCGGCCGGCCCCGACGCCUGGACCAACGCGGCGCCGUCCGCGGCGGGCGGGGACUCCGCCAUCUGGGCCACCGAGGACGACUACCGCCAGUGGAGCGCCGACCCGGGCUACGGCGACCGGAACCCCUCCUCUCGGGCGGGGAGCGAGCAGCCGCCGCCGGGCAAGAAGGCUCGCGGCGGGGGCGGUGCUGGCGGAGGUGCUGGCGGCGGUGACGGCGGGGGCGGCAGCAGCACCAGCAAGUCCCGCGCCAUCGGCAAGAUGUUCUUCAAGACCAAGCUCUGCUGCAAGUUCCGUGCGGGGACCUGCCCCUACGUCACCAACUGCAACUUCGCGCACGGCAUGGAGGAGCUCCGCAAGCCACCGCCCAACUGGCAGGAGAUCGUGGCCGCGCACGAGGAGGCCACCGAGCAGCGGGAGGAGCACCAGAUCCCCAUCAUGACCUCUGGUAGCGUCGUGGCCGGGGAUGGCGGAGGCGCCGGCUCGCAGGGGGGAAGGGCGUACAAGGGCCGCCACUGCAAGAAGUUCUACACCGAGGAAGGAUGCCCCUACGGCGACGCCUGCACAUUCCUGCACGACGAGCAGUCCAAGGCGCGGGAGAGCGUGGCCAUCAGUCUCUCACCCACGGUUGGCGGUGGGGGAUACAAUGCUGCCGCUGCUGCCAAUGGGGCCAUGGUGCAGAAGCCGUCCAACUGGAAGACGAGGAUCUGUAACAAGUGGGAGAUGACUGGAUACUGCCCCUUCGGGAGCAAGUGCCAUUUCGCUCAUGGAGCUGCUGAACUUCACAAGUAUGGUGGGGGACUUGUCGACAUAGACGGCAGGGAUGUCGCGUCCACUCCCGACUCGAAGCAAGCUGGUGCUUCUGCAAAAGCUCCUGCAGAUUCUGCUGCUGCAUCUACCGCGAUACCCCCUCAUGCAGACGUGUACCAUCUAGGCAUCCAGUCACAGCGUUCCACCAACCUCAACCAGAGGUCCGGGCAAGUGCAAAGGCCCAUUCAGAAAUGGAAGGGACCUGACAAAAUCAGCAGGAUCUAUGGCGAUUGGAUAGACGAGAAUGAGUAGGAAGGCAAGCCCUCGCCUAGCAUCUGGCUGCCUUCGCCUCAGCUGGUGCAGGCCGCUUAGAAGUCAUCGUUGGCACUGCAAAACCUGUCUCAGAAGUAUGUGCGGUGUUAGUCUGAAUAUUAUGUUGCUGCAGGUCCUGUUGUAUCCAUGCUUAAGUGAAGAUCAACUCUGCAAGACCUGUAUUGGGAAGGAAAACUGCUAGAACAUAGCAUGGUCACUUGUUCUGUUGUUUAGUUGAACUCAGUCUCACUGCUCUGCUUGUGUAAUUCGUGUGCUAGUAGGAGAUCAUAUAGCUAGUA